UGACGCGGGGGUCACACCGCACAUGAGCGCGUCACAGUCAGACGUGAUUGGGAAAGAUCUCAGCGACGGUAUACAGGAAUGAGUCCUCUGAUUCUGCUGGUCAACAUGACAUUAUCAGCCUCUUGAUGGAGCUCAGGAACUCGAUCAGUGUGCUUCAGCACCUGUGCAGGCAGCUGUGAGCAGGCCGUCCUGCCUGUGUCUGUAUGGAUGGGAAUGGCAGCAUCAGCUGUUGGUGGGAAUCACUUACACACAACAUGGAAACACAUUCUGAUCAUUGUUACGACGCUCCUGCUCUUAAGUUCUCCUUCAGUAUGUGCACAGUGUCGAAUCUUGCAAUGCAACUCUGAUUUCGUGGCUGCGACUCUUGAAAUUGGUGUCAUUGGAGGAGGGGGUAAGGAUGGAGCUAAUGCUGUCUACUGCAGCGCCCUGCGGUCCUAUGCGCUCUGCACCCAGCGGACAGCCAGAGCGUGCCGUGGAGACCUGGCCUACCACUCUGCUGUUCAGGGCAUCGAGGACCUGCUCAUCCAACACCGCUGCCCCCAAACAGGCCCAACGGCUCAGCCGCGGCCCCUGCCCAAGCCCCCUCUCUCAGGCAACGGAUGCUUCUAUGAGAAGGGGUUUAUGCAGAAGGAGGGCCGGGCCCCAGAGUACCUGCACUGUGGGGUGUUUGGAGACCCUCAUAUCCGCACCUUUAACGAAGAGUUCCAGACAUGUGCUGUGCAGGGCGCCUGGCCACUCAUAGACAACCAGUACCUGUACAUCCAGGCCACCAGCACACCCACUAGAGGGAGCUCUUACAUCACCAUACUCACAAAGAUCACGGUAAUCUUGAAGAACUGGCGCGAGUGUGCAGAGCUGCAGAUAUAUCAAGCGGAGCUGGAUAACGUUCCUCCGGCGUUUGUGGAUGGUUCUGUUACCGGUGGUGACCGCAGAGGGCAUCAGAGCCUGCGCGUUCACUCUCACGACCCUGGCCGACACGCUGAGAUCUGGGCUACGCACAUCGGGACGAUGAUAGUGGUUCGCCAGGUCGGCCGGUCGCUGAGUCUGUCCGUGCGCUCCCCUCGUGCGAUCGUGGAGUCCUAUACACCUGAGCAGGACUUGCAGUUGUGUGUAUGGGGGUGUCCGGUCUCGCAGCGUAUGGAGACGCCCUAUGUGCAUCCGUCCACACCUGCGUACACACACUGCUCCUCACUGCUUCCGGUGCAGGAUGUGUAUUUCCAAGCUUGCUUGUUUGAUCUACAGGUCACUGGAGAUUUGAACUCCAGUGCAUCAGCUGUGGCUGCUUUAGAGGAUGCUCGUGCAAUGAUCUCGAACCCUGAUAGGGUUCACCUGCUGACGGGCAGGGCAGGUAACAACCCUCCAUCAUUGCCAGUGGCACUGGCCUUAAGCAUCCUUGUAGAGACCCUCAGAUGUACUUUCUUGGGCCCAGUGUGACAUCAAAAACACUGCACUAAAACAUGCCGUAUGUGAUAUUUAAAGGAUGUUUAUAUUGUUGUUCAAUGUUUACAUCUCAGUGGUUUUGGAGGUUUGUGGUUUGUGAAUAGAGGCUGUCCGAACGGCCGUGGAAAAAAAAUAAUUUUAUUGUAUUUGUUUCAGUGUUACAUGCACAUAAAGUGUGUGAAUUAUAAAUGUAAUAUAUUUGUGGAUAUUUGUAUCUGGAUAAACGUGAACAAUCUUUGAAAAAAUAAGCAAAUGUGAGUGACUUGCUCAUGCAUCUCUGAAUGUUUUCUCAAAGAUGAAAUUUAUACAGGUGUGUAUUUACAAUAAAGAAAAAUGUACAAAUGUU
Messenger RNA from Carassius auratus (goldfish), 1786 nucleotides. It is a transcript of the gene hjv, whose product is annotated as hemojuvelin BMP co-receptor. Gene Ontology annotation, biological process: BMP signaling pathway. The coding region runs from base 208 to 1434 and encodes 408 amino acids. Gene Ontology annotation, molecular function: coreceptor activity. Lineage: Eukaryota; Metazoa; Chordata; Actinopteri; Cypriniformes; Cyprinidae. Gene Ontology annotation, cellular component: plasma membrane. The record is from RefSeq and is a predicted model, not a curated record. The transcript has 5 exons.